AUGUAUCAUUCAGGACUAUAUUUAUUUAAAUUAACAAGUGAUUCGUCAAAUGUAUUUUAUGAUUCACAUAAUCAUCGUCAUAGUACUUUGAGAAUUACUGGAUCAAAUACAAUUUAUUUAUCAUAUUAUGUUAACAUUGUUUGUAAAGAUAAAGAUGAUUGUGCUAAAGAUUUAGCAAUUAAAAUUUCAUCAGAAUUAUCACAACAACAAUUUAAUUUUUCUAAUAUUCUUAGGGAAUUAUCUCCAUAUCUAAUUGCUCCAUCAUUAUCGACACAGAUUCCUCAAUUAAAUUGUUAUAAUUCAAUGGGAAAGGAAGAAUCAUGCGUUAAAUAUCCGAAAAAUAGCUCAUGUUCUUUGGAAUAUCGAAUAAAAACCAAUAAAAUAACACAAUCAUGUCGAAUUGCUUCAUACGAAAAUCAAGUAUCUGUUACUAUGUAUAAAGAUCCGGACAUCGAAAAUUUUGAUAUUCUAUGUACUAGAAAUUUAUGUAAUACAAAAUCAACAUUAAAUGCAGUUAAAAGUAUUUUACACAGAUACAACAUUACGCUAACCACAUCAAAUGAACUAUCAAUUAGUUUAAGAUUUCAAAUCUCCAUUUUUCUUAUGAUAACCACGAUCAUUUUUGCGUUUUUUCAAAAAUAA
Messenger RNA from Adineta ricciae, 642 nucleotides. Lineage: Eukaryota; Metazoa; Rotifera; Eurotatoria; Adinetida; Adinetidae. The record is from the annotation of a GenBank genome assembly.